AUGGGGCUCUCGAAACUCGUUUCAUACCACUCUUCUUCUCAUAAGCCUGUAACUAGCGGGUCUGAUUCGCACCUCUCCUCGGCAGACCGACCUAUAGAGUUAUCACUAGAGAUCGAAUCGCCGCCAUGUGUUUUAUACGGUUCGCCCACAGAAUCUAGUGGAUGUCUACUGAGUGGACUGUUGACUCUUAACAUCAAGGACCCCUAUGAAACGGAACAGAAAGCGGAUUUGUUGACCCCGGUGGUUAGCAAGGAGUCUAAGAGGAAAAGCACUUUGCAGUCUACUUUGAGCACAACGUUUUCGCACCUGUCUAUAAACUCUCCUACUGUGUCACCGGUUCAGUCCUCGACUAAUCUAAAAAUCAUGGGAGGAUACACAAAAGUUACUAUUACAAAAGUUUCGUUAACCCUUGUUCAAAAGGUGCAGUACGGUAAGCCUUUUUUGCCAGAUUUGCCUUCCGUACAGGCAUGUAUGAAUUGCAAAUGCAUGACUAAGGAUAUGAAAAGCUGGGAUAUUGAAAAUGCAUCCACUGAUCUGAAUGUUGGAAAGCACUCUUUCCCAUUUUCUUAUUUGAUUCCUGGCAAUACCCCUGCAACAGCCUUUUUAGGUUCGAAUUCAGGAACACAUAUAGAGUAUGAGUUGGUAGCUGUCGCAACUUACAAGGACCCUAGGCGUGGAUGCAGCUCUCACUUGAAAGAUCAGUUAUUACAGUUGUCAAUGCCUAUUCGUAUCACAAGAAGUACUCCACGAACUCCUGAUAAAACUUCUCUGAGAGUAUUUCCACCAACCGAACUAACAGCUACUGCAGUACUACCGAAUGUCAUUUACCCAAAAUCAACAUUUCCAUUGGAGAUGAAGAUCGAUGGUAUUUCUUCUGUUGAUAGGAGGUGGCGAAUGCGGAAACUGGGAUGGAGAAUUGAAGAAGUCACACGUGUUAGAUCUCAUGUUUGCGACAUGCACAUUCAUGAAUUAAAAAAUUUAGAAAAGACCGUUGAGGCAAAAGAGGCAAAAUCCUCUAAGAAGUCAACUAGGGCCAAAGGAUACGGAGAUGCUGGACCUCUAGUCAGAUUAUCUGUUACUUCCGCUGAGAAUAAUCCCCUACGACAGUUGAGCAGUAAUCCAGAACGAAAUGCUGCAUCACAGGCUCAGGAGGACACUGAAAAUGAUCCUAAUGAAGAUGACAACGAUUUUAUUCAUCCCAGUGACUAUGCAUUACGACAGGAGAUACAAACACAGCAGCAGCAUCUGAUGCAACGGCAAAUUGAUGAGGAGCUAAAGAAUACCAUCAAGCUUUUUACAGAGGAAAAUCGAAUAAUCGCACGAGGAGAAAUGAAAAGUCGAUGGAAAAGUGAUUUUGAUAACCAUGGGCAAGUUGAAUUGAUCACUGAUAUUGAUUGUAUGUCCUUGAAUUCCGGUGUUACGAAUCCUCUCACUCGAGCAACUACGGAAACUCCUCCUUUAGACGCAAUAAAGCAAAACAUUAAUGUCGCAUGCGACAUACAGGAUCCAACUCUUGGAAUUUACGUUACUCACAUUUUGGUAGUUGAAGUGGUGGUUGCAGAGGAAUCCCUGCAAUAUGCAAAUGGUCAACCCAUAAAAAAGACAUCUGGAUCAUCAACUGAACAUUCCAGCGGUAAAUCUGGCAGUAGCUCUCCUGUUCAGUCUGGUGUGGACCAGAGAUUGGCAGAGCUUUCUCCAAUGUUAGCCAAUAGGAAUACUGCUAGAGUAAGACCAGCAUUUUCUGACGAUUUGACUCCUACAAAUUCAAGAAGCAGUGCAAAAUCGAAUGGCAGUGGUAAACAACUAAGUGGCAACCGGGGUUCAAGGAUAAUCAGUGUCCCUACAGGCUCAGCCAGAGUUCUAAGAAUGCAAUUUAGAUUAAAUUUCACAGAGAGAUCUGGACUAGGUAUUUCGUGGGAUGAAGAAGUUCCUCCUAUCUAUCAAGAUGUCCAACUUCUUUCACCACCAAGUUAUGAGAACAGCAUAACGAAAACUUCUAUAUCGGCUAUUUCUCUACCGGAAUAUGGAAGUUCAGCGGAGCAACACCAAGAUAAUUACGCCACAAUAUCAUCUCAGAUCAUCCCUCCACCAGCUGCGCAUUACCACAAUUCUUCUUCUUCUUUGCGGGGGCUUACUGCUGUACAUUCACCUACCUUAGACAGUGUGAUAAGUAUUCAAGGGAAUGUGCCUUACCAUGAUAACGUUUUGACACCUCAUGCGACAAGAGAUAUAGGAAUCAGAAGUGUUUCUGAGUUGCUCGAUACCGAUAGGAUUACUCAGUGA
This is a messenger RNA of Zygotorulaspora mrakii, 2283 nucleotides long. It is a transcript of the gene LDB19, whose product is annotated as Ldb19p. NCBI's taxonomy places the organism in Eukaryota, Fungi, Ascomycota, Saccharomycetes, Saccharomycetales, Saccharomycetaceae. The record is from RefSeq and is a predicted model, not a curated record. The coding region runs from base 1 to 2283 and encodes 760 amino acids. The transcript has a single exon.